AUGGCCCCAAUUGAUGAAGCGCUUGACUUUCUGAAGUCGUGUGGCACUGUUAACUAUGCCAAGACUGCGCCUUUCAUCACGUGGGAUUCCACCUACGCUGCCGAUGAUCAAAGUUUCGCCCAGGAUAUCGCCAAAAUUGAGGUCGGAAAGGACUGGCCGUAUAGCUUCGUCCGACGCAACAGCGAUGAGCUCGGUUGCACUUGGUUCGACGGUUUCGAUAUCGCAAGAAAGAGAGCAGACAAUGCUUCUAGGUACAGAGCCUACUAUGAGCUCAUUGGCGAGAAAAUCGAGAAAUACAACAUCCUGCCUUGCAACACGUAUAAUGUGGACGAAAAGAGUUUUCUCCUCGGCGUCAUCAAUCAAACGGGUUGGACGAACCAUGAACUUGGAAAGGAAUGGCUCAUUGGUGUUUUCGACCGGUUCACGAAAGAAAAGGCGCGAAACGGCCGAGAUUACCGCCUCCUGAUCACCGACGGACACUCUAGUCAUGUCAAUAUGGACUUCCUGGAGUGGUGUGACCAGCAUCGGAUAAUCGUUGCCGUGUUUCCGCCGCAUUCCACGCACAGGCUGCAGCCCCUUGAUGUGUCCCUUUUUGGCCCUCUUUCGACCGCAUACACCAACCAGCUCAUCCAGUGGACUGCAAAGACGCAGGGACUCAUUAGGCUAUCGAAACGCGAGUUCUGGUCCUUAUUUUGGAACGCAUUCGGGUCAUCAUUCUCGGCGGAGAACAUCGCAAGUGGGUGGAAACGGACCGGACUCCUCCCAUUUGACCCUGAAGUCGUGUUGUCGCAGAUCACGGAGAAAAUAGAAGAUGAGUCUGAGUCUGGCGACGGCUCCGUUGACUCGCUCGCCCUUCAGCAGCCUACUGCUCGGGAUUUGCGCCGACUUGUCGACAAGAACGAAUUGCUUCGAUAUGAGAAUCAGGGACUUCGCGAGACUAUCUUUCACGAAAAGCAGCGCAGAAUGCGCGCCCUGCAAAAGUGGCCCAAGCGCGCUUGA
This is a messenger RNA of Hirsutella rhossiliensis, 999 nucleotides long. RefSeq names its product DDE superfamily endonuclease domain-containing protein. The record is from RefSeq and is a predicted model, not a curated record. Gene Ontology annotation, cellular component: nucleus. Gene Ontology annotation, molecular function: DNA binding. Lineage: Eukaryota; Fungi; Ascomycota; Sordariomycetes; Hypocreales; Ophiocordycipitaceae. The transcript has 6 exons. The coding region runs from base 1 to 999 and encodes 332 amino acids.